CCGGUCGGCCCUCGGGCUGUGGGGGCUUUGUGGAGCGCUGGGGUGCUGGGAACGGGCUGCAGCGUCUCAGGGAGAGCAGGGACGGGACAGGACUGAGCUGCCAUCGCCUUCCCCAGCCCGGGGCUCAUCGCACAGCCCGCUCAGCCCGCGGAUCCGCGGCCGCUCUUUGUGUUUGGAUGAGGGGCGUGUGGAGCCGGUGCUGGGAACGGGCUGCAGCGUUGCAGGGAGAGCAGGGAUGGGGCAGGACUGAGCUGCCAUCGCCUUCCCCAGCCCGGGGCUCAUCGCACAGCCCGCUCAGCUGCAGAAUUCACCCUCCCCAUCCACUGUAUGGCCAUCAGUCUCUCUCGAUCUCUUCAGCACAACGACAGUAGCUGUGAUGGAAAAGCUGAAUCUGAGCCGUUUUUUUUCAACAACUCGCAAGGCACAGCGUUGCCUUCUUGUCCUCCUUCCCUACAAGAAGACUGUGAACAAGCCCUGUGUCCCCAGGAUGCACCCGGAGAUUCCACCUCCCUGGGGCGUUUUCCUCCUCCAGAUAAGUUCUGGGAGCUCCAUGCAGUGUGUGCCCUGGUGCUGGCUGUGCUCCUGGCUCUGAUCCUGGCUCUGUCGGUGGCUCUGGCUGUACAAUCGGCAGGGAGCCGUGCAGCGGGGGCAGCUCUGCCUGCGGCCCCGGGGCUGGGCUGUGCCUAUGACUGGGUCGGGUACCGGAACAUGUGCUACUACGUCUCGGUGGAGAAGGGCAACUGGGAGUGGAGUCAGCUACAGUGCUGGAAGCGCAGGGCCUGGCUGGCCAUGCUGCAGGAGGAGUGGGAAAUGGAGUUUCUGCAGCGCCUCAAAGGUGAUUUGGAUUGCUGGGUGGGUGUGAGGAGAUGGGAUAAGCACCUGGAGAGAGUGGAUGGCAGCAACUUCACCUUCAGGGUCUCAGUUCAGGGAGAAGAACACUGUCUGAUUCUGAUCAAUGGGCACCUCAGGGGUUCCAGUUGCUUACAGAAAUACCAGUACAUUUGCAGCAAACCCCAAGCUAUGAGAGGAACCACUGAACAGAAGAGAAGACCUCCAGGCUGGGCACCCAGAGCUUCAGCCCUUGCCCAGCUCAGAGCAGUGUAGAGAUGUCUUACCCACUACUCUUGCUCUUGGCCACCUCCCACUGCCAGGUCUGGGGGAGAUGAGCUGGUGGGAAGGGGAGCUGAUGUGGAAGCUGACAAGUGCCUGAAUGGGAGCUCAGGCCUGGAGGAGGAUUCUUCCCCAUGAGCCCAGGAUGCUGAUUUCACUGUUUUUGCACUGAUGCAGCUCCUGACACCGUGAGAAGCCUCUGACUGUUGGCUGCUGCACUGUGGAUGGAGCCUUGUCCCUUUUCUGUUACACUUGUUUACAAUUUUCCUUUU
Molecule: messenger RNA, 1382 nt
Organism: Colius striatus (speckled mousebird)
Lineage: Eukaryota; Metazoa; Chordata; Aves; Coliiformes; Coliidae
Product: C-type lectin domain family 2 member B-like
Exons: 7
Coding region: 328-1104 (258 amino acids)
Source: RefSeq, a predicted model, not a curated record